GGUUGUAUAUCAUCAACAUUGCAAUAUAAUUCUUUGCGGGCACCCCAAAAUGAAAUGUAUGACAUUCUACAUUUCUUCUCGUCAUCGGAAAUAUAAACAAAUACUACCAAGUAAUCUGAAAGAAUCCAGCUAGAAGUGUACAAACCAGCUGUUAAUCCAAUACCUGAAAUAUUUGGAGUAUAUUAUUAUAUAUGUUAUUGAAGCAUUUUUUAAGAAUCAAUAUGGUCUCCAGUGAUAGCGACGAGGAUCGUAGAGAACGUGACAAAUUUUCUGAAAGACUUAAAAGGAAAGAUAAAGAUAGAACGCGUAAUAUUGCUAUUCCUCGAUCAGAUAAAAAAGCUUAUGAAGAGGCUGCUAAAAGGCUAAAAUUGGAAAAUGAUCGUGAAAAAGAAACUGUCAUUCCUAGAUUACGAAUUGAAUCACGUCGUAAAUAUCUUGAAAAAAGAAAAGAAGAUAAAGUUACUGAACUUGAAGCUGAUAUCUUAGAUGAUGAGUAUUUGUUUGAUGCUGAAGAUUUAACUAAACGCGAGCUUAUUGAACGUGAACAUAAAAAAAAACUAUUAAAUCUUGCUAAAGAACAUGAAAAAGCUAGAGAACUUGAGAAAAUUCAGCGGUAUCAUAUGCCACAAGAUCUUAAAGAUGAUCAAAUGCAAUAUGAAGUCGAUAUUGACAAAGCUCCAACUACCGAACAGCAAAAAUGGGAGGAAGAACAAAUGUCUUCGGCUGUUUAUAGAUUUGGUGCUAAAAGAGAAGAAAAAGAACAGUAUGAAUUGUUGAUUGAUAAUCAAAUAGAAUUUGUACAAACUGCUAAUUUACCUGGUACACACGAAAAGUUGGAACCAGAAAUAACUGAAAAACAACGCAAAAGACUGAAUAUUGAAGAAACUCAAAAGAGUUUGCCCAUAUAUCGUUUUAAGAAAGAUUUAAUAGAAGCUAUUAAUGAUCACCAAAUACUGAUUAUUGAAGGUGAAACUGGUUCUGGAAAAACUACACAGAUACCUCAAUAUUUAUACGAGGCCGGCUACACUGAAGAUAAUAAAAAAAUAGGUUGCACUCAACCAAGAAGAGUGGCUGCUAUGUCAGUUGCAGCUCGUGUUGCUGAAGAGAUGUCUGUUAAACUUGGAAAUGAAGUUGGUUAUAGUAUACGUUUUGAAGAUUGUACUUCGGAACGAACAAUUAUUAAAUAUAUGACUGAUGGUACCCUGCACAGAGAAUUUUUAUCUGAACCAGAUUUACAGUCGUACAGUGUGAUGAUUGUUGAUGAAGCUCAUGAAAGAACACUUCAUACUGAUAUCCUUUUUGGUUUAGUUAAAGAUGUAAUACGGUUUCGACCUGAUUUGAAACUGUUAAUUUCUAGUGCAACAUUGGAUGCUCAAAAAUUCUCUGAAUUUUUUGAUGAUGCUCCCAUUUUUAGAAUUCCCGGUAGAAGAUUUCCAGUAGAUAUUUAUUACACGAAAGCACCAGAAGCAGACUAUAUUGAUGCUUGUGUUGUAUCGAUACUUCAAAUACAUGUUACUCAACCAUUAGGAGAUAUUCUUGUAUUUCUAACUGGUCAAGAAGAAAUUGAAACUUGUCAUGAGCUUUUGCAAGAACGUGUUCGUAGACUGGGUUCCCAAAUUAAAGAGCUUAUUAUACUACCUGUAUAUAGUAAUUUACCUACAGAUAUGCAAGCAAAAAUUUUUGAACCAACACCUCCAAACGCAAGAAAAGUUGUUUUAGCUACUAAUAUUGCGGAAACAUCACUUACUAUUGAUAACAUAAUUUAUGUAAUUGAUCCAGGAUUUUGUAAACAAAAUAAUUUCAAUUCACGCACAGGCAUGGAAUCUUUAAUUGUAGUUCCAAUAUCUAAAGCAAGUGCAAAUCAAAGGGCUGGCAGAGCUGGUCGAGUAGCCGCUGGUAAAUGUUUUCGUCUUUACACAUCAUGGGCUUACAAAAAUGAGCUUGAAGAUAAUACAGUUCCAGAAAUACAAAGAAUUAAUUUGGGUAAUGCUGUGUUAAUGUUGAAAGCACUCGGAAUAAAUGAUUUAAUACAUUUUGACUUCCUCGAUCCACCACCACAUGAGACAUUGGUACUUGCACUAGAACAACUUUAUGCUCUGGGUGCAUUAAAUCAUAGAGGAGAGUUAACUAAAUUAGGUCGUCGUAUGGCUGAAUUUCCUUUAGAUCCAAUGAUGGCAAAAAUGCUUUUAGCUUCUGAAAAGUAUAGCUGUUCAGAAGAAAUAGCCACUAUAGCAGCAAUGUUAAGUGUAAAUAGUGCUAUAUUCUAUAGACCUAAAGACAAGCUCAUUUUAGCAGAUACAGCUCGUAAAAGUUUUUACUCUCGUGGAGGUGAUCAUUUAGCUUUGUUGAAUAUUUAUAACCAGUGGGCUAAUACUGACUUUAGUACAAAUUGGUGUUACGAAAAUUAUAUCCAGCAUAGAUCAAUGCGAAGAGCUCGGGAUGUUAGAGAUCAGUUGGUUGGCCUAAUGCAACGAGUUGAAAUGGAACUAGUUUCAAACCCUACAGAAUCAGUUAACAUACGUAAAGCUAUAACUGCAGGUUAUUUUUACCAUAUUGCUAGACUUUCAAAAGGUGGUCAUUAUCGAACUGUAAAACAUAAUCAAACUGUUAUGAUACAUCCCAAUAGCAGCUUAUUUGAAGAACUACCAAGAUGGGUCUUAUAUCAUGAACUAGUAUUUACUACUAAAGAGUUUAUGAGACAAGUAACGGAAAUUGAAAGCAAAUGGUUACUUGAAGUAGCACCACAUUAUUACCAAGAUAAAGAACUUGAAGACUCUACAAAUAAACGAUUACCUAAAACUGUAGGGAAGACAAAGGCCGAACUUAAAAAUUAAUUUUAAAGUUUGACUUUACAGUAAGAGCGAGAAAUACGACAACUUUUUCGAUAAUUAAUUGGACCAGUUUGGUUUCCUCUUCUCGAUGAAUGAUUGAAGACCUUCCUUACAAUCAUCAAGUUGUAAGUUUUCUAACAUCGCUUUUUCUCCAUUCCUGUACAUUCAAACACAUAAUUUUACUGUAUUAUACAUGUAAUGACUGAUAUUUAGUUUAAAAAUAAAGAUUGCAAUUAAUUAUUA
This is a messenger RNA of Adelges cooleyi (spruce gall adelgid), 3074 nucleotides long. RefSeq names its product pre-mRNA-splicing factor ATP-dependent RNA helicase DHX16 (gene l(2)37Cb). Bases 192 to 2834 code for a protein of 880 amino acids. NCBI's taxonomy places the organism in Eukaryota, Metazoa, Arthropoda, Insecta, Hemiptera, Adelgidae. The transcript has 14 exons. Gene Ontology annotation, cellular component: intracellular anatomical structure; catalytic step 2 spliceosome. Gene Ontology annotation, molecular function: ATP binding; RNA binding. The record is from RefSeq and is a predicted model, not a curated record.